AUAGAUACAAUAUUAAAUAAGAAGUUAAUUUAAAAAACUACUUCAAAUAUGUAACACCCAUAUUCCUCAAAAUAAGUUUGCCAUCAUUAUAAAAUUAGUUGCAGUAAUUAUAUAUAAAUAUAUUAUUAAAAGCAUUAGGUUCUUCCCAUACAUUUGCAGAACAAAUUGGAGUUCUGCACACCAAGUGUCACCCUGGCCAAGCCUGACUGUUGCAUGCUUUGGGGGAGUGAAAUAGUAAUGUAACACAUAGUUUUGGUUGUGUUUCUCUGUGUGUAUGUCUCUCUACAUCUUUAUCUUUACAUCUCAAAUAAGUAUAAUUAAACAAAGAACAUUUUCAUUUCCAUAUGUUCAAAUAUGUUCAAAUUAAUAUGUUCAAAUUUUCUGUUCAAAGUCAUUGAUAAGAAGAUGAAUAUACAGGCCAACAUAGGGAGAAACUUUUUGAAAUUGCAUAUCUAAUAUAACAAUUCUAUCCAGAAAACUAAAAGAGCUCUCAAAAUUCCUUUCUAAGAUAAUAAAAUGACCCAUUUAUCAGGGAAGCUUAAAAUUCACCAUUUCAAACAAGUAGAAAAGCCUUGAGAUCUCUUUAAACAGCAGGUGGGGUGACUUCCUAACAGCCCUGAGAAAGGAAGGCUUGUUGGGACACAUUUUCUGCCUUGGUAUUUUCAUACACAUACAUGACUAUACGAGCGAUACAUGCUUAGGUGAUUUGGGGACACAGUGUGUGGUAUCAGUGCAGGAUCUAUAACUAUAAGACUGGCAGAUGGGUAGGUUGUCCCCACCAGUGGGGGUCUUGUGCCUCAACCUAGCUUAGGCCCCUGGAAGGCAGAGUUCCAAAGAUUCCGUGACGCCCUCCACCUUCUAAUUCUGUGAUGGCAACGGCAGACCGUUAGCUGCCACACAACAGCCAGUCCUAGCAGAGACUGAGCUACAGGCAGUGCCUUCAAUCUAGGCUUUGGCAGUCUUAUCCUUGUUUGUGCAGUGAAGAACUUCCCAGUGUUGUCGGGCUGUGGAUCAGGUGUUUCACAUCACCCCUGUUGUCCUGCUGUGACACACCAUCAGCAUGGCAGGAUCCCACAGCCCUGCAUCAGAUCCCGUGGCAGAACUGAACGACCUCGAGUGCCAGCAAUUGCAAUCCCAGCUGGCAAAGAGCCAACAGGACUACUGGGAGCUCAAGGAGAAGUUUCUCAUAGCUGAGGCUACAAACUUUGCCCUGGCCAAGGAGCUGAAAAAAUACAAUUGUGAGAAGUUUAAAAACAUCAUUGAGUCCAUACUGACCAAGAAGCUCCACUUUGAGGAGCCGCUGGCAGAGAAGCCCACGGUCCCAGAGCUGCUCAGGCAUUGCCGUGGCAUCCUUGAAGAUCAGGACCAAGAACUUUCCCAGUUACGUCCAAAGGUCCAAAGGGGGCGCAAUCUAGCCCACACCCUGCAGCAGUACCUGAAGGAUGUGCUCACCGUGCAUGACCCUGAGACCUGUAAGGGGCAGGGCUUCCGACGACUGCUCACUGAGGCUGUCCGGCUGUCAGCGUGCCUUGAGGACCUGCUUGGAGCAGAAAACAUUGAAGAGGAGGAAACACCAGCACAAGGACCUGUUGCUGACAGUUGCUGA
Messenger RNA from Oryctolagus cuniculus (rabbit), 1606 nucleotides. The record is from RefSeq and is a predicted model, not a curated record. NCBI's taxonomy places the organism in Eukaryota, Metazoa, Chordata, Mammalia, Lagomorpha, Leporidae.